This is a messenger RNA of Girardinichthys multiradiatus, 3178 nucleotides long. RefSeq lists its product as uncharacterized. The record is from RefSeq and is a predicted model, not a curated record. The coding region runs from base 86 to 2821 and encodes 911 amino acids. The transcript has 3 exons. Lineage: Eukaryota; Metazoa; Chordata; Actinopteri; Cyprinodontiformes; Goodeidae.
GUCAGCAGCGUCUCCACACAGAUUUUCACCGGUGGAAAGUGCCGCAGCUCCGUCCCUGCAGGAGGAGGUCUGAACCUGGCUGAAGAUGUCCAGUGAAAAGAGUCUAGAGGUGGUGGGGUGCGACGCCUCCAUCAUGAAGAAUGUUUGGGAGAUCAGAAUGAGGGAAUAUGGACUGAGGAUGCGUCUGGAGCAGGAGCGUCUGGAGAAGAGCGCUCUGCCCAUCAUCAACAAGGACUGGGCGGAUCGCAUGACUACCAAGACGGGAAAAAACAAAAAAGUGGAGAGAAAAGCUAAACCUUCUGAUAGUCAAACAGACGACAAUGUCUGGAAGAGCAAGCAACCACUGGUUCCUCAGGCAAUUCCUCCUGGUAGAGGUUCUGGUCCCUGUGGCAGACCAGGAUUCCCGGCAAGAAGCUUUUCUGCUCCAACCUCAAAUCUCAAGGACAAAAAAGGGCAAGACAAGAUUUUCAACAAACUACAGUUACUUAUGUCAGUCACUCAAACUCAGCCUUCAUCCCUGGUGUGGGGUAAGGCUUGGAAGUUCAACAAGUCUUUACCAUCACCAGCAGAGGGCUACAGUGGAAGCACUGACUGGGGGCAGUGUUGGAUGUUUGCCCCCUAUCAACCUCAUUCCGAAGAAGGUAAGCCUUGGCCACAUGAGCCCAAACUGGUGAAUCCACAAAGUUUUUAUCUCUGGAGAAAAGCCUGUUACAGUAUAGUUGAAUCACAGCAGCUAGACCAGAAUAUACCCACUGAAGAAUGGCAAACAUCCUGGAAAAGAUUCAAUAAAAUCAAGAAGGAUUCUGCUGAAAAUGAUGAGAAAGUCUUCAAACAUGGAUACUUCACUUCACUGGUGGAAACCCAACACCGAAAUGAAAUCUUGAGUUCACUAGAGUGGAGUGAUUCAUGGAUGUCCACCAAGACAGCAGACCAGCAGGAUUUGAGCACUGCUCCAAAAGAAGGUUUAUUGAAUGUGACUGUUGUUAACAACAAAGAUGUGGAAAGAGAAGGAAGUCCAGAGUGGGAGGAAUGUUGGAGGCUUCUCAACCACCAUGGCAGCAACAGUUCCAAGCUUCCUCAUCAUCAAAAAGAUCACAGAACAACAGCAGCUGCCUUCAACAACCAACAGAGUUACUCUCAGAACUACGAUCAUGGCCGUGGCUUUGACGAUCACACCUUUGCACCUCAUACGAGAGACCUUCAGUUCUACAAUAAAUUUAAAGCAAUUAACGACUGGAACAAGUCAUGGGAGAUACUAAAGAAUAACUCAAAACCUUGUGCAGAAAUAGAUAAAGUCCUUAAAACCUUACCGUCAAAGAUGGAUGUUGAGACUCAAAGGGUGGAGAAGAUUCCUCAGGUCAAUAACUCAACAGAGAAAGUAGACCCACGGCUCGAGCAACUAAGACACAAUGUGAUACAUCACACAAAGAGCGAACUAACCCAGUCAAAGCUACGUCUUCUGAAGCACCUGCAGAAAAUCCUGCUACCUUCAGAAUGGAGGGAUUCUUGGAAGGUAAUAAAACACAGAAUGAGACAGGAGAGGAGAAGGUACAAGCUGGAUCCUCUGAAGCCUUUCAGAGAGUCUGAGAAAGGGGAAGACUUAAAGCCCAAUGCUUCAGAGUGGAAAGACUCCUGGAAGUUGACCUGCCUGCCUCUGAAUCUGAACCCUGAGCUGUGGCAGCAAGUUUGGUCCACCACAACACAAAUCCGGGUGAACUGGGAGAGGCACCAGAAUGAGAUUUCAGUGGAAGAAUUUCCUAAAAAUGGCCCAACAACUGAGCAGAUUUGGGGAGAAUCCUGGAAGUUCUCAAGGUACCAGCAUCGAUCAGAACCUGCACAAGGCAAGGAACAAGUCGGCAAAGGGAAGUCAAGUGUUCUUCAUAACUCAAAGAAACAUGAAGCUUGUGCCAGGUCCAUAUCAGAUUGGCAAAAUGCUUGGAUGGUCACAGAAACUCAGCUGAGUUAUGACAAACCCUCUUUUGCACUGUGGAGGGAAGCUUGGAAGUGUUCCAUCAACCACACACCAAACUGGACUGGUCAAGUACCUACAGAGAAGUGGGUGGAUGAGUCCACUGAAAUCCAACACCCAAAACGUAUAAAAGGGGCUGAAGCCAAAAUGAGCAGCUCAUUUGACAACAAGAUAUUUUACCUUGAGAAAGACUGGAGCUCUUCAUGGACUGUUAAAUCCCUUCUAAGCUACCAGCCAAGCAAAAGUAUCUUAACUCAGCAGCAACAUCCCAUUAUGAGUGAGUAUGGGUGUAAAUGGGGAAAAUCUUUCAGGGUUGCCAACCCAAUGCCCCAACUGGUUCAACCCUGGAAGGAGUCUUCCCAGAACCCUGGUUACUACCUGGUUUUAUGGUCAAGAAGAAAUAAGAAACAAAACAACAACAAAUCCAACCUAAACAAAAGCUUUGCAUCUGCCACAUUGUGGGCAACUUCCUACCGAUUCCUGCAGAAUCCCAAAGCUCAGUUUAAAGACAAAACUAUGUCCAAAGAUCUCAGUGAUCCAAGGGUGAUUUUUACAACAAAGAUCAAAACAACGAAGCAUUUAUACUAUGACAAGGAGAAGGAGAAACAGUCCAAGAGGAAAUGGGCAGGAUGCCAUCUCCUGGGUAAAACCCAACUUCCUCUUAAGAAAGGGCGUGGUUCAAACAACAAGCCUAAGCCUGAAGACAGUUUCAAUAAGAAUUUCCUGGAGGAAUGGGGGGAGUCUUGGAGGUUCCUGGUCCGUCCUGAAAGCCUAAAGAAACAGAUAAGCUUUAAGCCUCUCUUGGGUUGGGAUGGGUCCUGGAAGUUCCUCCUUCCACCAAACCACAAAUGACCUAAAGGCAAAAUAUAUAAUAAUAUUUUAUUUGCAUUUUAUUUGCAUUUUGUCCAUGAAAAUAAGAAUUAAAUUUUUGAUCGAAAGCUAACAGCAGCUAUGGAGGGUUUGCUUGAGACAAAGAAAUCAGAACAACAAUGUAGUUUGGAAUAACGGUUUAUGGAAAAAGGCAAAAGGAAGAUGGAUAAGCAUGCUAGGAGGAAAACUGUAAGUGUAAUGUAGCAUUUUAAUAUGAGAAUAUUAUAAUACUUUGAGAAAGAGAAAGCACCGAUGUUUAUGACGGUACAUGACAUUGUCUGAUAAUGAAAGUGAAUAUAAUGCCAAUUUCUGUUUCUUGAUUAAAGGAGUAAAAACAAA